AUGUUUAAGAUCAUCGUUCUGGGUGUUUGUUUGGUCGUUGUUGCUGCCGCACCCUACUACGCAGGGGGCCUUAGUCAUCAUCAUGAGGAUCAUCAUCACUCGCAUCCAAAGUACAAAUUCCGAUAUGGUGUUAAGGAUGGAUACACCCACGAUCAUAAGAGUGCCUGGGAACACCGCGACGGAGAUGUGGUGAAAGGGCAGUACACUCUGGAUGAGGCUGAUGGCACACAUCGUGUGGUUGAUUACAGCUCGGACCACAAGUCUGGGUUCCAGGUCCAUGUUCAGCGCAACGGACAAGCUCGUCACCCACACGGAACGAGCUACGUAAAAAUCGAUCAACACUACUAA
Messenger RNA from Aedes albopictus (Asian tiger mosquito), 348 nucleotides. Its product is annotated as cuticle protein 19-like. The coding region runs from base 1 to 348 and encodes 115 amino acids. Gene Ontology annotation, cellular component: extracellular matrix. The record is from RefSeq and is a predicted model, not a curated record. NCBI's taxonomy places the organism in Eukaryota, Metazoa, Arthropoda, Insecta, Diptera, Culicidae. The transcript is spliced from 2 exons.